Molecule: messenger RNA, 975 nt
Organism: Eimeria mitis
Lineage: Eukaryota; Apicomplexa; Conoidasida; Eucoccidiorida; Eimeriidae
Exons: 7
Coding region: 1-975 (324 amino acids)
Source: RefSeq, a predicted model, not a curated record
AUGCACCUUCGAAAAGGCGCAUUUGAGGAGGCUGUCAGGAAAGCGUAUGAAGCCAUGGAGGAUGCCGAAGGCCAGAGACUCGAGCAACCAAAUGUUUCUAAGCUGUACGCAAGCCUGGAGUCUCAAGCAAUUGAGGAAACCAUCCGUCAAACAUCUGCAGCAUUCAUCCAACUUGCAGGUCUUAACCCAGGAUCAUUUGCUGCUGCUCUUGGUGUAGAGGAAACAAUUGCCACAACACAAGCAUUAAGGCACUUACAGGCAAUGGAAGCAGCCACGCAGACGUUGAAGGAGCUAAAGACAACGCUUGAUGGUAAAGAUGCGAAGGCAGCUGAAGAGUUGUUGACGACCUGCGGCUCCCGCAUAAAAGAGAGAUUUGAAGCGAGUGACUUUUGGUCUGUCAGCAACGAUGUUCUCAAGACGCAGGCAACGACGAUUUCUGAGCACAUGGAGAUUUGCGGAAUGCAGCGCUCGAUUGAUGAGAGCAUUGGACGGCUCAUAGACCAAAGAAACGCAGCAUUUACCCAGCAACAAUGCUUCAUCGAUGCAUCCUUGCUAAACAACUUAGCGGAAUUCAGCAAAGCCGUAGCAGUCCUUCAGGAAGACAUAUAUGGCCAUUUCUGCAGUGCACGGAAACGAUAUGAAAAGGCACAAUCUACAAAGAGGCUAACCAUACUUCCUGCAAUCCUGAAACAGUUCACCGAGACGGCUGAAAACGUCUACAAGGAAUUUGUACAGCAUCAAACGGAUGCGGAAGCCCUGUUUCAGGAAUCCAUGAAUUCGAAGACCAGCGAACUAAACGCAUCACUCAUGGAGCUAGUUUUACAGUGCAGAAGGGCUCUGGAAGAAACAAAGCGCGAGAUUGCCAAUAAGGAGCAGCUCACCUGGUCCAAACGCGAAACCAUGGAAACUGAAAUCCUUACAGCUUACCAUUCUGCGCUUUGCCAAACCAGGCAGGGUCAGCUAGCUUACAGGUAA